AUGACUGCGAUUACAAACAAGUACGGUGAUAUUAUCCAGGUUACAGGCCUUGGCGACUAUGCAGUGAUAUUGCAGACUCACAAGGUGCAAUAUUGUCCUCCACUGGAUAACUACUACGCAUUGAAAAUCUUCCGAAGCCACCCCGAUGAAAGCCGAGACCACUACACGAAGCGAGUGACCUCUGAGUUCGCGAUUGUGUCGGAGCUCCAUCAUCAAAACAUUCUUCGGACAUUCGAGCUCCUCCCGAUUGGUCGGAGGAACCUCUGCGCGUGCAUGGAGUACUGCGCCGGCGGAGACCUGCACUCGCUUAUUACUGCGACUCGCAAAGUGCCAGAGGAGGAAGCAAGCUGUUUGCUAAAGCAGCUUCUACGCGGUGUCCAUUACCUUCACGAGCAAGGCGUCGCGCACCGCGACCUCAAGCCUGAGAACCUCCUUCUCACCAACAGAGGGUGUUUGAGGAUCUCUGACUUUGGCCAUUCAGAACGGUUCCGUGAGCCUGGCGAUGAUAAGGACCAUGUACGGCUGACUACGGGAAGACGAAACUCGCGCCCGUACCUCUCCCCCGAGCAAUUUCUCGACGGCCAGUUCGAUCCUCGUUGCGUUGAUGUCUGGGCUGCAGCUCUCGUGUACGUUGCUAUGAGGACGGGGCGAAAUAUGUGGAAAGAGGCGACGGAGGAGGAUGGGGAGUUCAAGCAGUUCAAGGAGACGGGGAAGAAUGCCCUGCUUGAUGAGAUCUGCAAUGUUUGUUACCCUGGAGCCUUUAUUAUUCUAGACGCUGAUUCUUUUAUCUAG
Aspergillus versicolor CBS 583.65 is the source of this 792-nucleotide messenger RNA. RefSeq lists its product as uncharacterized. Bases 1 to 792 code for a protein of 263 amino acids. The transcript has a single exon. Gene Ontology annotation, molecular function: ATP binding; protein serine/threonine kinase activity. The record is from RefSeq and is a predicted model, not a curated record. Gene Ontology annotation, biological process: intracellular signal transduction; protein phosphorylation; intracellular monoatomic cation homeostasis. Lineage: Eukaryota; Fungi; Ascomycota; Eurotiomycetes; Eurotiales; Aspergillaceae.